GGUCCCAUUUUGUCAUCGCUUUAUGAGACGGGCUCACUCACCGGUCGAAUUAUUACCCGGACCAGAUGGUAACGACUGAUUCCUGCACGAUUACAACAUUAUCAAACUACUAGAAUUGCAGAUGAGAUAAAAACACUGUUUGUAUAGGAGAAAAGAAAAUCUCAUGGCAGCUGCACAAGAGCCUCUGGUUUUCACAGUUACCAGGCGUGCCCCUGAGCUGAUCCCUCCCGCAAAACCAACCCCGUUUGAGUACAAACUCCUCUCCGACAUCGAUGAUCAGGGGAGUCUCCGUUUCCGAGUCCCCGUCAUCUAUUUUUACCGGAAGAGAAAUGACAAAAUGGACCCUGUGGAAGUCAUCAGGGAGGCCAUUUCGAAAACUCUGGUGUUUUACUACCCGCUUGCUGGGAGGGUGAGAGAGGGCGCUGGCAGGAAGCUGGGAGUGGAAUGCACUGGAGAAGGUGUGAUGUUCAUUGAAGCUGAUGCUGAGGUUUCUAUUGAGGAGCUUGGAGGUGAUGCCAUUCAGCCGCCUUUUCCGUGUUUUGAGGAGCUUCUGUUUGAUGUACCUGGCUAUUCUGGAGUUCUUGAUUGUCCUAUUCUCCUUUUUCAGGUAACUCGACUCAAAUGUGGAGGAUUCAUAAUUGCUGUGCGUCUUAACCACACAGUGUCAGAUGCAGGUGGAAUUGCGCAAUUUAUGAAUGCUGUAGGUGAAAUUGCUAGAGGUGCAGAUUCCCCUUCUGUUCCUCCUGUGUGGCAAAGAGAAAUACUUAAUGCAAGGGAUCCCCCUCGUGUUACGUGCACACAUCAUGAGUAUGAUGAUGUGCCUGACAGGAAGGGAACCCUCAUCUCUGUCGGUAAUAUGGUCCAUCGUUCAUUCUUUUUUGGUCCUGCUGAGAUUCUGGUCCUCCGUCUAUUGGUUCCUUCUCACCUUAUCAAAUGUUCUACGUCUGAGUUGCUCACUGCUUGCUUAUGGCGGUGUCGCACUCGUGCCCUGCAGUUUGACCCUGAAGAGGAGGUGCGCCUGCUCUAUAAUAUCAAUGCACGUGGAAAAUUUAAUCCUCCCUUGCCUAAGGGAUACUAUGGAAAUGCAUUUGCAUUCCCUGCAGCUGUGACGACAGCUAGAAAGCUGUGUCAGAAUCCAAUUGGAUAUGCAUUGGAGCUUGUUAAGAAAAUUAAAAAAGAUUUUAGUGAAGAGUAUAUGAGAUCUGUCGCAGACCUAAUGGUUUUGAAAGGACGACCCCCCUCCACAGCUGUGCGAAUAUUUCAUGUGUCUGACGUGACACGUUCAGGAUUAGGAGACGCUGAUUUUGGUUGGGGAAGACCUGUUUACGCUGGUGCAGCCAGAGGUGGGGUGGGUAACAGACCUGUGGCGGCAACCUUUUACGUAUCAUGCAAGAACAAGAAGGGUGAGAAUGGAAUUGCUGUGACAGUUUCCCUGCAAGCGUCUGUAAUGGAAAAGUUUGCAGCAGAACUCGACCACUUGUUGAAGAACAAUGACCAACUGGUCAUCAAUAAUACUUCAAUUCCUACCAAAUCAGCCCUCUAGAUUUUUCUUGGCCUUGUUUGGUAAAGGGGAUUUAAACUAUCGGCUAAAAAUAAAUAAGGCGAUUCUUGUAGUAAUUCUAUGUCUGUAAACUAUCUACCUAUCUCCUAAUUAUGGGGUGAAUAAUUAUAUGAAGACAAUGGUACAAGCUAGUUUUGGACCAAUGAAUUGAUUAAAGGUCAGGCUGUCUUAACUUGA
Molecule: messenger RNA, 1738 nt
Organism: Daucus carota subsp. sativus
Lineage: Eukaryota; Viridiplantae; Streptophyta; Magnoliopsida; Apiales; Apiaceae
Product: benzyl alcohol O-benzoyltransferase
Exons: 2
Coding region: 164-1543 (459 amino acids)
Source: RefSeq, a predicted model, not a curated record